This is a messenger RNA of Cebus imitator (Panamanian white-faced capuchin), 1682 nucleotides long. It is a transcript of the gene DHRS7B, whose product is annotated as dehydrogenase/reductase 7B. The coding region runs from base 343 to 1416 and encodes 357 amino acids. NCBI's taxonomy places the organism in Eukaryota, Metazoa, Chordata, Mammalia, Primates, Cebidae. Gene Ontology annotation, cellular component: membrane. The record is from RefSeq and is a predicted model, not a curated record. Gene Ontology annotation, molecular function: oxidoreductase activity. The transcript has 8 exons.
GAAGCAUGUGCUCAGUGUCUUACUGAAGAGCAGAGCUCACUUCAACGUGGCUGCUCUUCCCAGGAUUGAACACUCAGGAGCCUGGUCUGAAAUCUCCAGUCUUAUUUCAGGUUUUAUUUUUAUGAAAGCCAGCCUGUACUCUUUUAAACCAGGGGCCUGAAGGCUGGCUUCUGAAAAUACACCCCACAGGCCACUCUGCCGUGGCUUGUUUAGGCAUUCCAGGGAGGGCUUGCUGACCUGCAGGUGUCCUCUGGCCCAGGUCAAAAGACCAGAGAAGACACUGGCGCCAGGACCCGCCACUGGCAAGGUAGCUGCCAUCCGAGCAAGCGGCCCAGGCCAAGGAUGGAUCCCAUUCACCUGGUGCCAUGUUUGCCUCAGGCAAAGUGGUCCCCAGGGCCAAGAGACCAAGGCUGGAUGUUGUGUCAGGUGCUCAAGGAGUCUCAGAAGUAUACAAGACGGAAGAGUCUGCUGAAGGUGAGGGCCAUGGACUUCAUCACCUCCACAGCCGUCCUGCCCCUGCUGUUCGGCUGCCUGGGCGUCUUCGGCCUCUUCCGGCUGCUGCAGUGGGUGCGCGGGAAGGCCUAUGUGCGGAACGCUGUGGUGGUGAUCACAGGCGCCACCUCAGGGCUGGGCAGAGAAUGUGCAAAGGUCUUCUAUGCUGCGGGUGCUAAGCUGGUGCUCUGUGGCCGGAAUGGUGAGGCCCUGGAAGAGCUCAUAAGAGAACUCACUGCUUCUCAUGCCACGAAGGUGCAGACACACAAGCCUUACAUGGUGACCUUCGACCUCAUGGACCCUGGGGCCAUAGUUGCAGCAGCAGCCGAGAUCCUGCAGUGCUUUGGCUGUGUGGACAUACUUGUCAAUAAUGCUGGGAUCAGCUACCGUGGUACCAUCAUGGACACCACAGUGGAUGUGGACAAGAGGGUCAUGGAGACAAACUACUUUGGCCCAGUUGCUCUAACGAAAGCGCUCCUGCCGUCCAUGAUCAAGAGGAGGCAAGGCCACAUUGUCGCCAUCAGCAGCAUCCAGGGCAAGAUCAGCAUUCCUUUUCGAUCAGCAUACGCAGCCUCCAAGCAUGCAACCCAGGCCUUCUUUGACUGUCUGCGUGCUGAGAUGGAACAGUAUGAAAUUGAGGUGACCGUCAUCAGCCCUGGCUACAUCCACACCAACCUCUCCGUAAAUGCCAUCACCGCGGAUGGAUCCAGGUAUGGAGUUACGGACAAGACCACAGCCCAGGGCCGAAGCCCUGUGGAAGUUGCCCAGGACGUUCUCGCUGCUGUGGGGAAGAAGAAGAAAGAUGUGAUCCUGGCUGAUGUGCUGCCUUCCUUGGCCAUUUAUCUUCGAACUCUGGCUCCUGGGCUCUUCUUCAGCCUCAUGGCCUCCAGGGCCAGAAAAGAGCGGAAAUCCAAGAACAUCUAGUGCUCCGACCAGCCAGAGCCAGGGCAGAGAAGCCACAUUCCUAGGCUCAGUUCCUCUACAAGGGACAGUUGCAUUUGUUAAGACUUUAAUGGAGAUUUGUCUCACAAGUGGAAAGGAUUGAAGAAACACGUCUUGUGCAGAUCUGCUGGCAGAGGAGGAGAACCAAAAAAGGCAACAAGCUUCUUCCCAGGGUGAGGGGAAACACUUAAGGAGUAAAUACGGAGCUGUGGUUUAACAUUAAAAAUAAUAAAUAUCUCAAACAGUAA